AUGCAAAACAAUAUUAAAAACAUUGGGUCAGUUCGCGUCGCUUGCACACGUUGCAGUUUUAUUAGCAUUGGACGAGGUCAAGUGAAAGCAAAGCGCAAGCCCCGAGAUUCCCGAUUCGUUUGCUAUGUUCAGGGUCAGACCGCUUCUCCCCUGGAUACGAAGCUCUGUGCAAACGACCUUGAAACUCCAAACAGAUACAUCGAAGUCCGAAUCGGUCCGACGGAACCUGCGACUCCCACACAUCGGUUGUCGUAGUCAUUGUCGGACUGUGAGCAAUCUGAACAACAGGGGAAUGGCCACCGGUGGAGAAGCAUCCAAAGAAGAAGUAGCAAAGGCGGAAGCUGCCAAGGAGGAGCCGCCAAAGCAGGGCAAUCGCUUAGUUGCCUCUAAGUCUCCGUAUCUUCUGCAGCAUGCCUAUAAUCCGGUUGACUGGUAUCCCUGGGGCGAGGAGGCUUUCGAAAAGGCCCGCAGCGAGAACAAGCUCAUCUUUCUUUCGGUGGGCUAUUCCACCUGUCACUGGUGCCAUGUAAUGGAACACGAAUCCUUUGAGAGUCCCGAAACAGCGGCCAUUAUGAACGAGCACUUUGUAAACAUCAAGGUGGAUCGUGAGGAGCGUCCGGACAUCGACAAGGUUUACAUGCAAUUCCUUCUGAUGUCCAAGGGCAGUGGAGGAUGGCCAAUGAGCGUGUGGUUAACUCCUGAUUUGGCACCAUUGGUGGCGGGAACUUAUUUCCCGCCAAAAUCUCGGUAUGGAAUGCCGUCUUUUGGUGCGGUCCUCAAAUCCAUUGCUAAGAAAUGGGAAACCGAUAAGGAGUCCCUUUUAAAUGCCGGAUCCGCUUUGUUGGCUGCUUUGCAGAAGAACCAGGAUGCUAGUGCUGUGGCAGAAGCGGCAUUCGAAGCGGGAAGUGCUCUACAAAAGCUAAGAGAAGGUAUCAACGUCCAUAAGCAGAGAUUCGACCAGACCCACGGAGGAUUUGGUUCUGAGCCAAAGUUUCCGGAGGUACCACGUCUUAACUUUCUGUUUCAUGGCUAUCUAGUCACUAAGGAUGUGGAUGUACUGGACAUGGUGAUCGAAACGCUGAAUCGGAUUGGAAAGGGUGGCAUAAAUGACCAUGUUUUUGGCGGCUUUGCUCGGUAUGCGACCACUCAGGACUGGCACAACGUCCACUUUGAAAAGAUGCUCUAUGAUCAGGGCCAACUAAUGGUGGCUUUUGCCAAUGCCUACAAGGUGACCAGGAAGGAAACAUUUUUGGACUAUGCAGACAAAAUAUACAAGUACUUGAUUAAGGACUUAAGACAUCCUUUGGGAGGCUUCUAUGCAGGCGAGGAUGCUGACUCUUUGCCUACCCAUGAUGACAAAGUAAAGGUAGAAGGAGCUUUCUAUGCUUGGACCUGGGACGAGAUUAAAGCUGCUUUCACGGACCAGGCCAAACGAUUUGACGACAUUACGCCCGAGCGAGCUUUUGAAAUUUAUGCUUUUCACUACGAUCUAAAGCCACCGGGAAAUGUACCAGCUUAUAGUGAUCCUCAUGGCCAUCUUACUGGCAAGAAUAUACUUAUCGUACGGGGAUCGGAGGAGGACACCUGUGCUAACUUCAAUUUGAAGCCGGAACAAUUUAAUAAGCUGCUGGACACAGCUAACGAUAUUCUGCAUGUUCUGCGAGAUCAGCGACCGCGUCCGCACUUGGACACCAAGAUUAUUUGCGCUUGGAAUGGCCUGGUCCUGUCUGGACUCUGCAAGUUGGCCAACUGCUACUCCGCGAAUCGGGAACAGUACAUGAAGACAGCAAAGGAACUUCUCGAAUUUCUUCGCAAAGAGAUGUAUGACCCAAAACAGAAGAUUCUCAUCCGUUCUUGCUAUGGUGUGGCCGUAGGAGAUGAAACCCUGGAGAAGAACGAAUCCCAAAUCGAUGGCUUUCUGGAUGAUUAUGCGUUCCUUAUAAAGGGUUUGUUGGACUACUACAAGUCUACACUAGACGUAGAAGCUAUGCAUUGGGCUAAGGAAUUGCAGGACACACAGGAUAGGAUUUUCUGGGACGAGAAAAAUGGUGCGUACUUCUUCUCACAGCAAAAUGCACCCAACGUUAUCGUGCGGCUCAAGGAAGACCACGAUGGUGCCGAGCCUAGUGGUAACAGUGUCUCCGCCCGCAAUCUCGUCCUUUUGGGACACUAUUACGACGACAAUUCCUAUCUUCAAAGGGCUGGGAAACUGUUGAACUUCUUUGCCGACGUAGCUCCCUUUGGCCAUGCUCUCCCAGAGAUGCUAUCCGCCCUGCUGAUGCACGAGAACGGACUGGAUCUGGUCGCUGUUGUGGGACCGGAUUGCCCCGAUACUCAACGUUUUGUUGAAAUUUGCCGCAAGUUUUACAUCCCAAGCAUGAUUAUAGUACAUGUGGAUCCCUCUAAUCCAGAAGAAGGCUCUAACCGGCGCCUACAAACGAAGUUUAAAAUGGUCGGGGGCAAGACUACGGUUUAUAUUUGCCAUGAGCGAGCGUGCCGUAUGCCAGUUACUGAUCCGCAGCAAUUGGAGGAUAACCUCAUGUCAUAUUUCUCUUUGAAUCGCGCUUAAAUCCUUAAAGUUACUCGAAUUCUAUUUUUAUAACUUAUAAAUGUUACUGUUUUUUUCUUUGCUUUUAAAGCAAAAUAAAAAUGAGUUCACGGAACUGCAUAGUUGUAAGUAGCUGUUAGUAAGCACCCCAAUAGACUUGCAACAGAGUCAAGCUAGAGUUAGCUUCUUUUAUUGUCAAGUCUGAGAGACUUUCGCCGCCUGCAUUGCUCCCUAAAUGUCUAGUUCGUUGAAGUUGCAAUUUUUAGCGAAAGAAAACUAAUAUAACCUUGUAUACGUCUAUAUAAAAAGUUAAUAAAGACAAAAGGGGAAACCUUAAAAAA
This is a messenger RNA of Drosophila eugracilis, 2889 nucleotides long. RefSeq names its product spermatogenesis-associated protein 20. The record is from RefSeq and is a predicted model, not a curated record. The coding region runs from base 125 to 2569 and encodes 814 amino acids. NCBI's taxonomy places the organism in Eukaryota, Metazoa, Arthropoda, Insecta, Diptera, Drosophilidae. The transcript has 5 exons. Gene Ontology annotation, biological process: carbohydrate metabolic process.